CAGCUGCUAGGUGAGGGGGGACUGCAGGGCCUCAGUUGCCAAGUGGCUGGUAGUGUCUGUCAGCUGUUUGCACACUGUUUACCCAUAGGGGAUCUAUUACAAGUGCUCCAAUGAACCAGCAGCUUCCUGGGAGCUGCAAUUACAUAAGCAUAUAUUUUUAAUAUAAUAAUAAUUAAAAAGCAAGUAGCAGCAGCGGUAUGCCUGGAUCAGCCACAGCUAUCCGACAAGAGAGACUGAAGAAGACCAGUGCAAGGCCAAUUCCCCUUGGUUUAUUCACCAUUAAUGAGGAAGAUGAACAGCCCAAGAAUGGAAAUUCCAGAAGACCGAAAGCGCCUGAGAGCUAUAAAGUGCAAGAUAAGAAAACUGCCCCCAGCCGCCUCUCCACUACUAUUUCAGGACAAAAUAGCAGCCACUCAGGAAAUAAACCAGACCCUCCACCUGUGCUACGGGUUGAUGACCGGCAGCGGCUGGCCCGGGAGCGACGCGAGGAACGGGAAAAGCAGCUAGCUGCACGAGAAAUCGUCUGGCUGGAAAGAGAAGAGCGAGCCAGGCUGCACUAUGAGAAGCACCUGGAGGAGCGGAAGAAGAGGCUAGAGGAACAGCGGCUGAAGGAGGAGCGGAGGAGGGCUGCGGUGGAGGAAAAGCGAAGGCAGAGGCUGGAGGAGGAUAAGGAACGUCUUGAGGCUGUCGUCCGGCGGACGAUGGAAAGGAGUCAGAAACCCAGACAGAAGUACAACCGGUGGUCCUGGGGAGGCCCUCUCCACGGGAGCCCCCGCCCCCACAGCUCAGAUCCAGACAGGCGGUCAGUUUCCACCAUGAAUCUUUCGAAACAUGUUGAUCCCGUCAUUAGCAAGCGGCUCUCCUCCUCAUCAGCAACUUUGCUAAAUUCUCCAGAUAGAGCUCGCCGCCUGCAGCUCAGCCCCUGGGAGAGCAACGUUGUUAACAGACUCCUGACGCCCACACAUUCGUUCCUGGCUAGAAGUAAAAGCACAGCUGCCUUGUCUGGAGAUGCAGCAUCUUGCAGCCCCAUCAUCAUGCCCUACAAAGCUGCACACUCUAGAAAUCCAGUGGAUCGACCCAAACUCUUUGUAACACCGCCCGAGGGCUCUGCGCGCAGGAGGACUGUUCAUGGCACCACGGGCCAUAAAAGAGACAGAGAAAAUAUACCCUUCCACCUUACGUCUGGUAUCCGAAGGGCUCUAUCUCCAGCUCACCCCAAAGCAAGAUCACCAGCUCCCUCCCGACUCUGGCUCCCCUCCAAGUCCUUCCCACACUUGCCUGGCACACCCCGACCGGCAUCCUCCUUGCCUCCUGGUUCGGUGAAAGCUGCCCCUGCUCAGGCCCGGCCCCCAUCCCCUGGCAACAUCCGCCCUAGCAAGAAAGAAGCCAAAGUGGAACCUGAGAAAAAAGACCCUGAGAGGGAACCUCAGACCGCUGCCAAUGAGCCCUCGCUGAGGGGCAGAGCACCGUUAGUGAAGGUUGCAGAAGCCACAGCUGAAGAGGCCACACCUGUGGAGCCCGAAGCUGACACAGCUGCUCCAGCGCAGGCGCCUACUCCGGCCCCGGCCCCGGCCCCAGCUCCAGCUCUGACUCCAGCUCCAGCUUCAGCUCCAGCUGCUGUCCCUGCCACACUCCCAGCCCCAGCUUCUGUCCCUGCUGCACCGUCCACUAUGACCACCAGUGCUGCUCCUAAGGUCUCCGCAGGCACCACGGACCCUGAAGAGGCCACACGGCUACUGGCUGAGAAGAGGCGGCUAGCCCGAGAGCAGAGAGAAAAAGAGGAAAGAGAGAAGAGGGAGAAAGAAGAGUUGGAAAGACAGAAGAAGGAGCAAUUGGCUCUCAGGGUGGCGGAGGAGCGGGCCCGCCGGGAGGAGGAGGCCCGCAGGCUGGAGGCUGAGCAGGCCCAGAAGGAGGAGCAGCUGCGCCUGGAGCGGGAGCGCGCGGAGAACGAGCGCGCCCAGAAGCAGAAGGAAGAAGAAGCCCGGGUUCGGGAGGAAGCUGAGAGGGUCCGGCAGGAACGGGAGAAACACUUCCAGAGAGAGGAGCAGGAGCGCCUGGAGCGCAAGAAGCGGCUUGAGGAGAUCAUGAAGAGAACCAGGAGGACAGAAGGCGCAGAGAAGAAAACCGUUGACCAGAGAAAUGGUGACAUAGCCAAAGGAGCUCUUGCUGGAGGAUCAGAGGAAGCUGUACUUCCGUGUAGGGCAAACUCGCCAGCAAGUGGAGAACCAGCCACUAGCCCACACGUGGUCACCUCGCACCAACCCGAAGUGACUGUGGAGAGUGCUCCGAAUUUGGAAAGACAACCAAAUGAAAAUGGAGUAUCUAUGGAGAAUGAAAAUUUUGAAGAAAGUAUAACCUUACCUAUUGGAUCCAAGCCAUCAAGAUUAGAUGUCAUCAACAGGGAGAACCCAGAAAUUCCUUUGAAUCCAAUUUUGGCCUUCAGUGAGGAAGGGACACUUGGGCCCCUGCCUCAGGUAGAUGGUGUUCAAACACAACAGACCGCAGAAGUUAUAUGAGCACUUGUUCUGAUGCACCAAAGCAGAAAUUGAGUAAGAGUUUCCACGAUUAAUGGAAUCGCUUUCAUGCCACACAGGAGCAUCCCCUCCUCCAGUUUUCUAAAGAUUGCUUGACCAUCAUUUUGGAAUGACUUUUUAAAACCAGCUAACAACAAACAGACUGGAUAGCUUUUCUAAUAAUUUUCGCCAACAGAAAGAAAUAAAUGCUCCUUGUUCUGCAGUACUUUAAAAUGGCUUUUUCCAGUGUGUUCCUUCUUAGCAAAUCGAUAUUUUUCUGCAUUCUUUAAAAGACAAGAGCAUUUGACUCCAAAAUAGGCUGACUAAGCAUGAUUUUUCACAGAGAUAUUUUGUUCUUAGAAGCUUGACAUAUAACAUUGGAAAAAAAAAUCACUUUUACAAUAUAAUACUUGAAAAAUAAGUACCUCUUUUCUCUACAAGUAGAAUGACUAGAGGAGGUGUUUAAGUUAAACCUGUUUGUUUAAAUAUUGUUGCAAAAAGCUCUAUUUGUAGAGGCAAAUUAUAGGCAGACUACCAGGUUCUUGUAAAUGCACCUUGUAUGUGGACAUUCUGUGAACCUAGUGUCGAAUUCUUCUUGCAGCUCCUUUUACAAAAGCAUCCUAACAAGUUUUAAAAUGUGAAGGAAAAAAAAGUUAUUUUUUUGCAAAGCAAGAACCUAAUUUACUCUCCUCGUAUAUAAUGUAUUUGUAAGGUUUUCCCACACAAAUCGAAUGAAUGAAAACAGUGUGACAACACCGCACGCUUGCUUUAUGAGACGCACCCCUUCCAGUGUUGCUGUGACAGAAGGCUGCUGCUGAUACAGGGCUAGUUCUGGCGUUCGGAUGUUGCUGCUGUCCCCAAGGAUGGUGGGAACUUUACUGCCUUACCUGAUCUCAAAUUAUACAGGGGGAGGGAGGGAGAUUUCAUGUUUCUUUAAAUGAAAAAAGAAUUUGGUUUUGCUCGUUUCAGAGCAAUGGGAAUAUGUUGGCGCACUGACCGUGUGGCCCACGGGCAGCACCUUCACGGGCACCCUCGUGCCACGUGGCAGCUGUCAGCUUUUCACUUCUCAUUAUUCUCUUCACUUUUGCUGCUGAGCCUAGCUGUACAAACUUGCACUUUCACUUGCUAAUAUAAAUUCACUUUUAUUUUCCCAUGUAAGAGACAAGUAAUGACUAAAUGCAGAAAGAGAGGGACACUGAGGAAACACGUUUUCAUGUGGAAUGUUAAAAAAAAAAGAUCGGUUUACACCGGUGUAAUGUGUUGGUUUUGUUAAAAGAAAGAUUGGUUCAGCUCCCAGAUCGAUGAGAGCGUAUUCAUCCCUUGGACUGUUUCUUUUCAAUCCAAGCAUACGAUCUUUAGCAACAGCUUGUAAUUUGUCAAAACAUUAACUUGGGUUCUUUUCCUUAUUUUCGGUUGUCUGUGUACACAUAGUCAUUGUAUGAAAAAAUUCUGUUCAACAAAGUUGUUUUAUUUGUUUAAAUCAACCCAGCAUGAAACAUCAAAUAAAAUAUUUGCC
Molecule: messenger RNA, 4029 nt
Organism: Octodon degus (degu)
Lineage: Eukaryota; Metazoa; Chordata; Mammalia; Rodentia; Octodontidae
Gene: Map7
Product: microtubule associated protein 7
Exons: 18
Coding region: 198-2516 (772 amino acids)
Biological process (GO): microtubule cytoskeleton organization
Cellular component (GO): microtubule cytoskeleton
Source: RefSeq, a predicted model, not a curated record